Messenger RNA from Stylophora pistillata, 1970 nucleotides. RefSeq names its product phosphoribosyl pyrophosphate synthase-associated protein 2. Gene Ontology annotation, biological process: 5-phosphoribose 1-diphosphate biosynthetic process; purine nucleotide biosynthetic process. Gene Ontology annotation, molecular function: ATP binding; ribose phosphate diphosphokinase activity; magnesium ion binding. Lineage: Eukaryota; Metazoa; Cnidaria; Anthozoa; Scleractinia; Pocilloporidae. The record is from RefSeq and is a predicted model, not a curated record. Gene Ontology annotation, cellular component: cytoplasm; ribose phosphate diphosphokinase complex.
CCAAGGACUAGCGCAAGGGGUUUACAUGUGCGCAUCCAGUCCUUGGACAUUCGCAAGUUACUUUUCUACUACUGAACUUCAAGCAUCUUAAGGGAACCUUUGCGAUGAAUCCCAGUCAGAGUGGUAUAAUUGUUUUUGCACUUAACUCUAACAAAGACUUGUCUGAGAAGAUCGCCAGGAAACUGGGAAUUGAGCUGGCCUCGUGUAGUGUUGGGAAAUUUCAAAAUCAAGAAACUUCUGUUAAGAUAGGAACCUCUGUUCGUGGUAAAGAUGUGUACAUUAUACAGUCAGGAUUGGGUGAGAGUCUUGAUGUUAACGAUGCCCUGAUGGAACUGUUUAUUUUAACAUAUGCCUGUAAAACUGCUUGUGCUAAGCGAAUUAUUGGGGUCAUUCCAUACUUGCCAUAUUCCAAGCAGGCAAAAAUGAACAAACGAGGAUCAAUUCCUUCUAAACUGGUGGCUUCUCUUAUGUGUCGAGCAGGACUCACAAAUGUGAUCACAGUUGAUCUUCAUUCUAAGGAGAUUCAGGGUUUUUAUGACGCUCCAGUUGACAAUUUGAGGGCCUCACCAUUUCUAGUCCAUUAUAUCACAGAAAAGGUUGCUGACUAUAGAAAUGCAGUUAUAGUUGCAAGGAAUCCAGGUUCAGCCAUCAGGGCCACUUCUUUUGCUGAGCGUCUACGGCUUGGAUUGGCUGUGAUACAUGGUGAACAAAAGGAGGUGGAAAGUGAGCAACUUGAUGGCCGUCAGUCUCCACCUCCUACAUUAGCUGAGGGACGUCGUUUUGCAUCUGUCAGUAUGGACAGCAUGUCUCUACCAGGAUUUCUUCCCAAAGCUAAACCUCCAAUCAAUGUUGUGGGUGAUGUAGGAGGCAAGAUUGCCAUCAUUGUGGAUGAUAUGAUAGACGAAGCCGAGUCAUUCGUAAAUGCCGCCAAGCACCUGAAGGAUCGUGGGGCGUAUAAGAUUUUAGUGAUGGUCACUCAUGGCCUGUUGUCAGCGGAUGCGCCAGAACUGAUUGAAGAAUCCGUUAUUGAUGAGGUUGUUAUCACCAACACAGUGUCUCACGACACGAAGAUGACCCGCUGUAGUAAAAUCAGAACGGUGGAUAUCAGCUCACUUUUGGCCGAAGCCAUCCGCCGAAUUCACAAUGGCGAGUCAAUGGGUUAUCUGUUUAGAAAUGUUCCUUUGGAGGAUUAGGCUAGCUGGCGUUUUUAACUGGGUCUGUUGUAAAGUUAGGUUUGGUUGACUGAUUUAGACAUUUCAAACAUAACUUAUUGUAAAAAUAACGUGAGUGCGUUUAGCAAACGAACAGCCUCAAAUCUAUUUGGUUAUGUGGUAAAGUGCAGUUGGUGGUCGUGAUAUUAAGCACUGGUAUUUGUACACCACUUGGCCACAAACACGAACAACCACCAACAUGCGUCUUUUAAGACGUGAAUGGGCCUUUUAUGGGUGCGAACCGUGAAACCUGGGUCACAGAAACGAAGUCGAGACUAAUUGGUAAUUAUCCUUGGAGAAGUGUUAUAAAUCGACAAACUCUUCUUGUUUAUGCCGUUUUUACCGAGACCCGUCGAACAACAAUGAAUAGAAAAGUCAAACCGAACAAGGUUGAUAUCGAAAGAAAACUUUAAUUUGCCAGUUUUAAUUGUUAUUUUGUCCAGAAAGUUGACAAGUAAGUAACAUUUUCGGAAGUAAUGGCGGAAUCUUUGCCUCGCUGUUUCCUGGGUGGGUAAAUAUUAUCUGUACUUUUUGCACCUCGAUGUCAUUGAUUAAAGUUAAUCGACUUUGUUAAGAAUAACUGUAAAUGAAGACGGGCAAAGUUUAAAGUUUUAAUGUUUAUCUUUAAUUUGAGUUACUAAAUGUUUGUGAGAUAAGCCAUAUGUCGUUUCCCCUGUAAAAAGAAAAAGUAAAGCACAGGUGUUAAAUCAGCAAAAUGUGUCGGUGGUAGUCAUAUAGAUUAAAAAAUGUUCAUCGAAA